Molecule: messenger RNA, 1363 nt
Organism: Pseudophryne corroboree (corroboree frog)
Lineage: Eukaryota; Metazoa; Chordata; Amphibia; Anura; Myobatrachidae
Product: nicotinamide N-methyltransferase-like
Exons: 4
Coding region: 1-1011 (336 amino acids)
Cellular component (GO): cytosol
Molecular function (GO): N-methyltransferase activity
Source: RefSeq, a predicted model, not a curated record
AUGGCUUCUAGCGCCCUUAAACAUUAUCAUGAUAAAGAUUUUGAAGCCAAAGAAUUUGUUGAAACUCACUUUUCUCAUGGAGAAAUUGGAAUAAUAGAGGAUAGCAUGGGCCAACCUGUGAAAAUAUUACAUGAAUUGUUUUCUUCAGAUUCAAGCCUUACCUGCUAUUGCUAUAAAAAGGAAAUUAUAGAAACAGAUCUCAGCAGAGGUUUCAAAAUACUGACAAUGGCUUCUAGCUCCCUUAAGCAUUAUCAUGAUAAAGAUUUUAAAGCCAAAGAAUUUGUUGAAACUCACUUUUCUCAUGGAGAAAUUGGAAUAAUAGAGGAUAGCAUGGUCCAACCUGUGAAAAUAUUACAUGAAUUGUUUUCUUCAGGACAAGUGAAAGGAGAAAUAUUGCUUGAUGUUAGUGCUGGGGCUAUACUCUACCAGCUCUUAUCAGCCAGCAAUGUUUUCAAGGAGAUUUAUGUGAUGGAUUUCACAGAUGCCAAUAUCAAACACUUCAAGCAAUGGCUGGAGAAGGGUGAAGAUGCCACUGACUGGUCUUUUGCUUCCAAACGAGUUUGUGAACUUCAAGGCAAUAGAGAUGGAUGGCAGGAACAGGAAGAGAAAGUGAGAAGAGCGAUUAAAAAUGUUAUGAAAUGGGAUAUCUUUGAAAAUAGUUGUAUAGAUCCCCAACUUGUACCCAUGGCUGACUGUGUUAUCAGUCUCUUGAUAUUGAAUAUAAUUAGUAAAACUAAGGAAGAUUUCCAGAAGAACGUGAAAAGUUUCACAUCACGGCUUAAGAUCGGUGGACAUCUGCUGCUCUUUACUGUGCUGGAUAUGACCUACUAUAGAGUGGGGCAGCACAAGCAUUUUAUCCUUACAGUGGAUGAAGCUUUUGUACGAGAGGCAGUGAUUAAUACUGGGUUUGUCAUUGAGAAGGCAGAUUUAUGGUGUAAUAGAGUUGAGUCUUAUUUUGCUGAUUAUAAGCAUAAGUUUUUCAUCCUUGCUCGCAAGGAAAGAGAGGUUUAAAGUGGAAAAUGGGAAGAUUUAAAUUUCCACUGACCCAUAUACAGUAUCUGUUGAUGUUUCUGCGUUGAAAUCUAAACUAUUUUAAUGUUACAGCUACACCCAGUUGCCUUUUGUAUAAAUGAUCUCUGCUGGAGAGCCAAAGAAGAUAUACAGUACACUCAUGUACCAGAAAACUGAGAUAGGCGCUUCCAUUCACAGUACAUACCCCACACCCAGCAUUAAAUGGUAUCUUCCCUAGUAGUGCUUUGAGUAUGACAAGAAGUGGUCAUAUUCCGAUUUAAUGUUGUUGUGGCUUUCUCUGCCUCUGGGGCUAAAUCAUAACUGAAAUUAAAGUUGAUUUAAUAUGAUUGAA